This is a messenger RNA of Drosophila biarmipes, 481 nucleotides long. RefSeq lists its product as uncharacterized. Bases 103 to 243 code for a protein of 46 amino acids. The transcript has a single exon. Lineage: Eukaryota; Metazoa; Arthropoda; Insecta; Diptera; Drosophilidae. The record is from RefSeq and is a predicted model, not a curated record.
UCGACGCCCGGGAAGCGGACGUGAGAAGGGAGCCCAGUCAGGGAAAAGCAGAGGAAAACCCAGGAGAAAGCGCAGGGGAAUCCCCCUCGAUACCACAAGGACAUGCCUUGGCAAGGACCUCGACUGCUGUGGCUCAACUGCCGACGGAGCUGGCGAAGAUGUGGACAUGGCGGUGGAACUGGAGCUGGGAGCACAAGAAUCCCGCUCACGGUUGCCUGGAGUCGGUAUCAAAGGAUGCCAUAAAUCUGGAGUUUUUUGAACACCAGAGGGAGUAGUCCUUAUCGCUACUCCCUGCUAUUAUAUCUCUCAAUGAACCUAAAGAAUAUCAUAGCAACAUCAUAUCAAUCCAUAUCGAUCUAGACCCUAUGAUUAGGAAAUUGUUUUUGUUGUGGCAUUGUUUUGAACUUUCAAUGGAAAUUAAAUGUGAUUUUAUGUAAAUAAAAUAAAUUGUUUAUAAUUAAACAAAGGAGAUUUUAAAAUA